UAUGUUGACAAUGGAUCUUGAGUUUUCGCGUGUGGACUAUACAUUGCUGGGAUUAACGUAUCCGAGGACAGCUAAACUGUUACCAAGUCAGGGGCAGAAGAUUCCACAGAAGGUACAAACACGUAACGGUGAAACUGUGAUACAUGCUGUAGCUGAUAGAGAUGGUGUUUUACAAGUAUUUGGAGUGAAAAAAGGUGAAAUUCAUUUAGUAUUCAAAACUCUGCCUGGGUCUCCAGUAUCUUGCUUGCAGCUGGGCGGUGCUUUAGGAACAGUGCAGGAUAAGGUAUUUGUUUCAUCAGGAAAUGAAGUUCGUGGAUAUACUAAGAAAGGAAAACUGUUCCUUAGUUUUGACACCAAUUUAACAGAACCAAUCAAGUCGAUGUAUGUCUGUGGAAGCAAUCUUUUAGUAUGUGGUGAUCAUGCAUAUAAUCAAUAUUUUGACUGUAAAGAUGUUAAUUCUUUUCUUUGUGGAGAUCGCAUAGUUGAUGUCAUUGCUCUGGGGGCAGAAAAGGGUAACAAUAAGUUGUUGGCAGUUUUGGCAUGUGAAGACAGAAUUUUGCGGGUAUUGGAUCGACAUGAUCUCUUACACAGUGUAGAGUUAGAGUCUGUGCCAUCAGUGCUGUUUCCAUUUCCUGGAAGUGAUGACCAGAUAUUAUAUGGAACUGUUGAUGGAAGAAUUGGUGUCGUCACAGUUACAAGGAAUGAAGUCAGCCAUGCAUGGAUUCUGAAAAAACCUAGUAACAGUAGUUGUAUUACCUGUAUGGAUUGUUAUGACUUGACGGCAAAUGGCACUCCAGACUUAGUGGUGGGACGUCAGGAUGGUUCCAUAGAUGUCUACUCUUUUCCAGAGGACACUGAUGAUAGUGAUGCCACUCUCAGAUUCACAUACGCUUGCAAUGAGAGCAUUACUUCUGUGCAGUGUGGUGUCCUUGGCAGUGCUGGUUAUGAUGAAAUUGUGGUCACAACAUAUACUGGUUGGCUGUUUGGCCUUACUACAGAAGUAAUUGAUAAACAGGUGGGAAUUGACACAAACACAGGUGGCGUCACCAUCUCUCAGGAUGCUAAAACAAAAAUUCUGCGACUGAGAUCAGAGAUAGAAGAACUUGAGCAGAGGGUCAACAGAGAAAGAGAAAAAUACCAGGCUUCAACAGUAGACAAAUCGGAUGGUCUCUCUGUUCUCCAGAUGGCUGCAGUGAGUGACAGGAUGGUGCUCUGCAAGGAGGACGCAUCAUACUUGCUAAGUCUUGAGGUACAGGCACCUAUAGACAAUGUCCUUAUACAGAGUGAUGUACAGAUUGACCUUCUGGAUGUUGAAAAAAAUUCAGCUGUUGUUAGUUACAGUAAAUGCGACUCCUCGAGUGGUAAUCAUCUCUUGGUGACCUACCGCUGUCAGGUUAAUGUGACAAGACUUGAAGUGAAGCUUCGAACAGUAGAAGGACAGUAUGGAACACUAAGGGCAUAUGUAACUCCACUUGCUCAGCCAAAGAGUUGCACACUGAAAACAUUUGCCAUCAAGCCACUCUCUUUACAUGCCCGCUGCCACCAUCCUGAUCAAACAAGACCAUUUAAUGUUCUGACACUGAAAGGUUCCUUCAGCCUGGCAGAAGUACAUACAUGGAUAUGCUUUUGCCUGCCUGAAGUUCCAGAGAAGCCACCUAUGAAUGAAAAAAAUGUUCUUGCAUUUAAAUCAGCCUUCACUGAUACUAUGUUGCUUUGUUCUUACUGGAAAGGAGGAGCAGAGUUCAAGUCUGACAAUAUAUCAACCAUAUCAAUUUUGAAGGAUGUCCUUACAAGAGAAGCUACAAAAAAGAAAAUUAAAUUAGAUAUUUUAUGUGCAGUGAAUGAGGAAAGUGUUAUAAGUGUAUUGCACCGCCUUCAUCCUCGCCUCGAAGAACAGCAGAAAAUGGCACACGAAAUGUCGCUAUUGGAGGCUCUUCACGAGCUGCGUGAAAGAGAAUCUGGAUGGGAGCAGUCACUUCUGCCUGAAUACCGUGAGCUAUUGGCCGCUGAGAAGGAAGUACAGCUACGGUACUCUCAGCAUCCACAGCAACUUGAAAGGCUUUAUGGCUUGGUCUCAGACCUUUAUAUCGACAGGCAUAAAUUUAAAGGACAGAAUGUAAAAGGAAAGAUUCCUCAGUUACUGGAAAUCCUACGCAAGUAUGACCUACAAAGCCUAAUAAAUUUCUUUCUUCAGUCUUAAGUGUUUUGGCAUAAAAUUAUAAAGAACAAAUUUGUUCAUUGCUGCAAUAAAAGAAGAAAUGUGUGCAUUUUAAAAACUGAACGCUAAUUAUCAUGAGGUUUCCGUAAUAUUCAUGUGCAGUAUUAAGAGACCUAAGCGAAAUGUGAAGUUUCUUCACAAAAUACAGUUUGUUUUUAUUUCAGUGUAAUAUUAGUGCAGUUGAGUAUCUAUUGAAAUAGUUGUUCAUUCAAUAUGAGAUCUUAUGUUUAAGCUAAAAUAUACAUUGUUCACUUCUGUAAUAAAGCUUCUACAAGUUUCUGAAAAAUAAAAGAUUUUGAAGAUAA
Schistocerca serialis cubense is the source of this 2523-nucleotide messenger RNA. RefSeq names its product Bardet-Biedl syndrome 7 protein homolog. Gene Ontology annotation, cellular component: neuron projection; ciliary basal body; membrane. Bases 2 to 2200 code for a protein of 732 amino acids. The transcript is spliced from 16 exons. Gene Ontology annotation, biological process: intracellular protein localization; intracellular transport; cilium assembly. The record is from RefSeq and is a predicted model, not a curated record. Gene Ontology annotation, molecular function: protein binding. Lineage: Eukaryota; Metazoa; Arthropoda; Insecta; Orthoptera; Acrididae.